Hemisphaericaspora subhashii is the source of this 2049-nucleotide messenger RNA. RefSeq names its product cyclin-dependent serine/threonine protein kinase (gene CRK1). The record is from RefSeq and is a predicted model, not a curated record. The transcript has a single exon. NCBI's taxonomy places the organism in Eukaryota, Fungi, Ascomycota, Pichiomycetes, Serinales, Debaryomycetaceae. Gene Ontology annotation, molecular function: ATP binding; cyclin-dependent protein serine/threonine kinase activity. Bases 1 to 2049 code for a protein of 682 amino acids. Gene Ontology annotation, cellular component: nucleus. Gene Ontology annotation, biological process: protein phosphorylation.
AUGACAGACACUUCAUCUAGCAUACCGAGUGCUACGAACAAUCACCAAAAUCGAAAAGUAACACAGAAACCUCCCCACUUGCCCGAUUCCAAAGGUCAUAUAAAAGAAAUGAGCCGUCUUAAGGAAUAUGAAAUAAUCCAGAAGUUGGGGCAAGGUACUUUUGGGGUCGUUCAAAAGGCGAAGAGUAACAAGACAGGAGAGCUUGUGGCCCUAAAACAGUUGAUUAAUCAUUCUGCAAAAGAAGGGUUUCCCAUAACAGCCAUGAGAGAAAUAACAAUCUUAAGACGUCUACAUCAUAAAAACGUCAUUAAUAUAGUCGAUAUGAUCUACGAAGAGCCAAAAGUGAGCAACCCAACAGAAUUGAUUACACAAAGAGGAGUUUUCUAUACAGUCAGUCCUUAUAUGUCAAGUGAUUUAGUAGGGCUCCUAGAGAAUCCAAAUGUAAACUUAGAGUUGGCCCAAAUUAAAUGCUUCAUGCAACAAUUACUUUAUGGAAUACAAUAUAUUCACGAACAAAGAUUUUUGCACCGAGAUAUAAAAGCAGCUAAUUUAUUAAUUGAUUUUAAUGGGAUAUUGAAAAUUGCUGAUUUUGGAUUAGCUAGAGUAUAUCAUGGAGAUAUCCCAAAAUUGGCACGAGGUCCAGGAGGAGGUGAACGGGCAUAUACUGGAUUAGUCGUUACAAGAUGGUACAGACCUCCUGAAUUACUCUUGGGAGAGAGAAAAUACACAACUGCGGUUGAUCUUUGGGGAAUAGGAUGUGUAUUUGCUGAGUUAUUCACCCGCAAGCCGAUUCUUGUAGGCAAGUCAGAUGCCCAUCAAGCACAGUUGGUAUUCGAAUUAGUGGGACCACCUUUGAACUGGCCUGAAGCUGCCAAAUUACCCAACAAGACCGAUUUCAAUAUCGGAUUAACAUGCAAGCGAAGUUUGGAGUCUAGGUUUGAGAAUAUAAUACCGCUAAAUGGCAUCAAACUCUUAAGUGGCUUGUUGACCUUGGAUCCUUUUAAGAGAUUCAACGCAUUGGAUGCAUUAGACCAUGAUUUCUUUAUCAAUGAACCUUUGCCAAUGAAACCUGAAGAGUUACCCAAGUUUGAAGAAUGUCAUGAAAUUGAUAAAGAGAGAUUCAAAAAAUUAAGGAAGAACGGUGCAACGACAAGUGGAUUCCACAGAGUAGACUCGCAUCCUUCGAUUGCUGAGCAUUCUACAAUACACAGAGGAGACUCACAUUCUACAAUUGCUCAACAUCCUGUAGUUUUUGAAAAAUCCAGAGCUGAAUCCGAGGAUAGAUUCGAGAGUCGUUAUGUCGGUACUACUCAGCGCAAGGUUGAUUCCUACAUCCCCAAACAGAAAAGCAGCAGUAAUUUAUCAACAACUGCCAGAAUUCGGGAAAAUGCAGACGACGAUAGACGCAAUAGAUACGUUAAUUACAGAAGCGUUACCUCCGAAAGUCCACAAAAACCAAGGAGCCCUUCAAAGGCAGACAGUACCCACUUGAAAUCUGGUGGUUCAUCUGAAUCACCUCCAAGUCCCGUAAAGGAUCUUCCAACAAAACCAAAAUUUUCAAUCUCAAAUCAAAGCACAAUAACCACGAUCCCUGAGCCAUCUUCAGCAUCCAGCACAGCAAGCUCGGAAUUACCUCCAAAACCCAGUGUGUAUGAAGAAUACCUGAAGAGGCAAACCAGUGAUAAUUUGACAAGUAAGAUUCGCGGGGUAGGAACUGUAGCCAGUAUUAGAAAUAGGGCAGCAGUAGUCCCCACAGUAAAGGUGGAUAAAGCUAAUCCGCCCUCGAAAAAGCCUAUUAAUAUAUUCAUGAGUACUCACAAGCGUCAACUUAGUGGGAAUUCCCUACCCUUACCUUCGAAGAGAAAGAAAUUUGUUGAAGAAAUGGAUCCAGAGAGUGAAUUGAGCGAAAUAGAGAAUGAUUUUACAAAUAACGAAGAAGCUUCUUUGGAAGGAUUUUUGGAUAUACCUGCAUUCAAAAAGGAUCUGGAAUAUCGAAAAGUGGCUAACGAAAAAGUAAAAUAUUUAAAAUCAGAGAAAAUAGAAAAGUAA